Molecule: messenger RNA, 746 nt
Organism: Protomyces lactucae-debilis
Lineage: Eukaryota; Fungi; Ascomycota; Taphrinomycetes; Taphrinales; Protomycetaceae
Exons: 2
Coding region: 11-427 (138 amino acids)
Source: RefSeq, a predicted model, not a curated record
CCUGGCUGUCAUGUGUCUCCAUGUGAUGGUAUGGGUCAUCGCUCUCUUCCUGUUUUGGAGAGCUGAACCCCUACUGUUGCCCCCCUGGAUCCGAACGCUUGAGAGCUCUUGUGGUGCAGCGGGAAUGUCGUCCCCAGUCCAACAGAGCAGUCGUGCAGUGCGUGCGCCCUCGUCUCUCCACAGACUUUACACAAAGGCGGUGGCGCAAGUUUGCGGAAGUAUUGUUGGUGGCAGAAGCAGUAUAGCACAAAGUCCUUGGGCAUUUCAUUUGAAUGCGUACGGCACGCACUUUCGUAGCAUGAAAGCCUCGGGAGACCUCAAGAGUCGGUGGACAUUACUCACCUACCUUGAUAGGCGAAGUAGAUGGGUUGGGGACGACAUUUUUGAUGGAGGUGACACUACUCACGGUCAGGAUCUCAGGACGUGAUCGGCAGUGGCAAAUCGCAUGGCUAUAGACAGCUUUCAUGAGCGCAAGUAUAUAAAGGUGGCAAAGUCUCAUAGUAAUGUAGUGAGUGAUCCCAGGAUCAGCUGGACAGCGAAACACCUCAAUACCCGAAGACCAUGCUCGAGCUACACCUCGAGCUACAUAUCAGGAUCACAAAAGAAGAAGUUAAUAGCGAACGGAUUUUGUCUACUGUUGUACGCAGGUGAAUGGGUGUUUUUUGUGAAGCGGUAGCGGAUGCAUGGCGAAUGCCUGAUGAACAGGGCUUGAACUGCUAAGACAUGAACGUAUUAAAGGGUGUUGU